UGGGGCUAUGGCAUCGGUUUGUAUUUGUCCGCCGCGGCCUCCCUUCCUGCUUGGACCUAGCAGGGAUGAAGAGGCGGGGAACUGUCUAGCAAGCAAGACUCUGCGAUACCAUACCACCACACGGGAAUGUAAAACUUCAGGUCUGCGAUCACUCACAAUACGCCGUGUAUGCGUGCCUAAAUACCGAACAUUUAACCUGUUUUCUAAUGGAAGCAGAUGGAUUUGUGAGAAAGCGUCGGAUGACAGCGGAGACUACAGGCAAUGAUACCGGGGUUGCUGGUGCAUCUGCCGGGGCAGAAGUUCGAUGGCUGGGGGGCAGAUUCUGGGGAGUUUCGGAAAGUAUCGUGGGAAGCCUGACACCCCGGAUCGGAGGGGAAACGGAGCUACAGACUGUUGAUUUUAUCCGUAGUGCACAAGAUGCACAAACAGAAGACACUGAACCAGACUAUGAGGGUUUGCCACAGGGAGCCUCCACUAGCACCCACAUGUUGGCUGGAGCCGUGGCGGGGAUCAUGGAGCAUUGCCUCAUGUUCCCAAUCGACUGUGUCAAGACACGCAUGCAGAGCCUCCAGCCUGAGCCCGCAGCCCGCUACAGGAAUGUGAUGGAUGCUCUUCGCCGAAUUGUAGCCACAGAGGGAGUCUGGCGGCCAAUGAGAGGGCUGAAUGUAACGGCAAUUGGAGCGGGACCUGCCCAUGCCCUCUACUUUGCCAGCUAUGAGAAACUCAAAAAGACUCUAAGUGAUGUCAUACACCCAGGGGCUAACAGCCAUUUGGCUAAUGGAACAGCUGGGUGUGCGGCCACACUGCUUCACGAUGCAGUCAUGAACCCAGCGGAAGUUGUGAAGCAGCGCAUGCAGAUGUAUAAUUCACCCUAUGGCGGCGUGAUGGACUGUAUACGCGCCGUGUGGCAGAAAGAGGGCCCUGCUGCCUUCUACCGCAGUUACACCACCCAGCUCACCAUGAACGUGCCCUUCCAGGCGCUCCACUUCAUGACCUAUGAGUACCUCCAGGAGCUGCUCAACCCCCACAGACAGUACAAUCCCUCAUCCCACAUGUUGUCCGGAGCUUUGGCUGGAGCCAUUGCAGCUGCGGCAACCACACCUCUGGAUGUCUGCAAGACCCUGCUCAACACCCAGGAGUCUCUGACCCUGGGCCAGGGCCAAGGAGCCCACAGACACAUCUCAGGCCUGGCCCAUGCCUUUCGGACGGUUUACAGGCUGGGCGGCCUGCAGGGGUUCUUCAGGGGAGUCCAGGCGAGGAUCAUCUACCAGAUGCCCUCCACAGCCAUCAGCUGGUCGGUCUAUGAGUUCUUCAAGUAUGGACUCACCAAGCACCAGCACAACAAGAGGAGAGCGCAGCACAUGGAGGCUGAGAUUUAGAGAUCUGAGAUCUCCUAUGUUUAUUCUCAUCUAAUAUUGUUCUGUUCUCCCUGUGAGGAGAAGAUCAAGUCAAUACGCACAUAGAAUCUGACUAAAAUUCACCUCAGUUGUCCCAUCAUUUUCAGACAUAGCAGAUAAGAAAGACCACUUCAAAGACAGUUUGAGUUGUUGUAUUUCUGCUACACUAUUUCAAGACUAGAUAUGGUUUGGGUAAUGUUUUUUCUCUCCACUUACACAGUACGAUAGUAUAUAGUAUUAUAAUUUUUUUUAAGCCAUUCUAGUCAACACUUCAUUUGUCCAAAUGGAGUGUCAAGAUCCCAAACAGUUUAAGUUGGAAAGGUAGUCAGCAGAGGGCACUAGUGUCACUUUGUUAGCUCUCUUGUAGUUUUAUAAGAUUUGCUUUUCUAGAACCAGAUUACUAUUUUCACCCAUCCAUGCCUUCAGUUUGCAUAUGAAAAUUAUAACUGACUCCUGAUACGGACCCCUUUCUAGAUUUAUGAAUACAUUUGUUUUGCUUUUUUAACAUCAUAACAGAAUAUUCUCACAGUAAUCCUAGACAAGUUCACUUUCUAGUUUGGGCUAGACACAGGGAUUCAGUAAACAUGUCUUUUAUUUGAUCCAAUUUAAAUGUAUGUCAGCCAUUUAGAAUCGAAAGCAAAUUUACCCAAUAUAGUAGCUGACAACAUUGUGUUGUUACACAAGAGAGAGCAAGAGUUCGGUCAUCUGUGUGGAUCUUGAUAAAUUGACAUGUGUAACUUUAAAUGCAGUCCAGUAGUAUUUGAUGGUUUCAGAAUAACAGAAAAACCAUAGACCAGAUGUGGGCUUCCAUUUUUGCUUUUGGUUAUAAAUGAUUCAAAUUAUUUUCAAAUUAAGUUCAAGAUUGUUCCCUAUGAUAUCAUUUCUGGGGUAUCUGAAAAGUGUUUAAUUUAUUAUUAAUAAUUUUGGUCACUAUAUGAAAUCCCCCUCCCCCCAACACACACCAUUAAUGCCUUGUGUACGUGUUUGGCAGAGCAGACCAGGGCAAUAUUAAGACGGUUAUUUCUAACUGUAGCUGUCAGGCAGUUUUCACCUUGUGAACUACUGAGUUUCAAUAUCUGUACUUGACCGCAACAGUUGUGUACAAUGCACUGUGCCCAACAGGAGUUCAAUAUCCCACAAGAUAACGUAUCUGUUCCCCCAUUAAUUACACAUCAUUGGAAGCGGUCAUUCUUAUUGAUUGAUGUCUGAUUGUUUCGGACACUGAAUUGCACUCAUUGAAUAAAGACUGUGCAGUGAGGCUUUACUCACUGCUCAUAAAUAAUG
Molecule: messenger RNA, 2681 nt
Organism: Etheostoma cragini (Arkansas darter)
Lineage: Eukaryota; Metazoa; Chordata; Actinopteri; Perciformes; Percidae
Gene: slc25a28
Product: solute carrier family 25 member 28
Exons: 4
Coding region: 207-1379 (390 amino acids)
Biological process (GO): iron import into the mitochondrion
Cellular component (GO): mitochondrial membrane
Molecular function (GO): ferrous iron transmembrane transporter activity
Source: RefSeq, a predicted model, not a curated record